AGGGAGGAGGAGGAGGGGAAACAAGAGAUUGAUCGUUUUGAAUUUUCAAGAGAUCAUUUUUAUUACAGUGGGCGUUUGAAAAGCAGGCUCUGAACAUUAUCCACGGAGAAAGGGGGUGGAGAGACAGAGAGAGGCACAGGCGGCUGCGAGAGAAGCCUAGCGAUUGCGCGCUGCUGCGAUCUGUUUUUGCAGCCUUGGGGGACGCGCGCGCACACUCCCUGGUUGGCGCUCUACUGCACAGGGCUGUUGCAAAGUUUCGCCUGCCAUCAUACACCAGGAUAUUCCUGCUCCGCCGCUGCAACCUUGAACUUUGGCAACGUGGUUGAUAGUACCGUGGUGUAUCCCGCUAGCAGCUUUUCCAAAGCACUUGGAAAUCCGGGAGAGAGGAAAAAGCAACGCGAGGAAGGAAAAAUAUCCCGACCCCCCCUUAACUCCCUGCAUUCCAUUCAACCCCCACCCCCAAUUCCGCCGCCUCCUGUCCCAAUUCACCAGCAGCCACUGCAAACAGCAGCAAGAGUGAACCGCCGCCGAGAACAAGAGGGUUAAAAGUGUAGAUUGGAUUUCACCCCGGGAAAUCUAGCGCUCGGAGUGAACUUGAAUCUUUGGCUAUUUAAGGAGGACUGGGGCUGGUUGCGAAGUUGUGGCGAUUCAAGGCAGAGCUUGCUCCUGAUCCAUCUUUUCCUUUUGGAAGCGUUAGAUGAUUGUAAAAUGAAUAGAUGAAACCGUUGCGCUUUUGAUACUUUUCCUCUCGGGCAGAAGUGCUAUCUUAGAGCGAAGUCAUGAUGUAUUCUCCCAUCUGUCUCACUCAGGAUGAAUUUCACCCAUUCAUUGAGGCACUUCUUCCACAUGUCCGUGCAAUUGCCUACACUUGGUUCAACCUUCAGGCUCGAAAACGCAAGUACUUUAAAAAACAUGAAAAGCGAAUGUCAAAAGAUGAAGAAAGAGCAGUCAAGGAUGAGUUACUUAGUGAAAAGCCAGAAAUUAAACAGAAAUGGGCAUCCAGGCUUCUCGCCAAAUUGCGCAAAGAUAUCCGCCAAGAAUAUCGAGAGGAUUUUGUGCUUACUGUUACUGGGAAGAAGCACCCAUGCUGUGUAUUAUCCAAUCCUGACCAGAAGGGCAAGAUUAGGAGAAUCGACUGCCUUAGACAAGCAGACAAAGUCUGGCGCCUGGAUCUAGUCAUGGUGAUCCUUUUUAAAGGUAUCCCCUUGGAAAGUACGGAUGGAGAACGGCUCAUGAAAUCUCCCCAUUGCACAAAUCCAGCACUUUGCGUUCAGCCGCAUCAUAUAACAGUAUCAGUCAAGGAGCUUGAUUUGUUUCUGGCAUACUAUGUGCAGGAUCAAGAUUCUGGACAAUCAGGAAGUCCAAGCCACAACGAUCCUGCCAAGAAUCCACCAGUGUAUCUUGAGGAUAGUUUUGUAAAAUCUGGAGUCUUUAAUGUAUCUGAACUUGUGCGGGUGUCUAGAACACCUAUAACCCAGGGAGCUGGAGUAAACUUCCCCAUUGGAGAACUUCCAGGUCAACCAUAUUAUCAUGACAUGAACUCAAGUGUUAACUUACAGCGCUCACUAUCCUCUCCACCAACCAGUAAGAGACCCAAAACUAUAUCCAUAGAUGAGAAUAUGGAACCAAGCCCAACAGGAGACUUUUAUCCUUCCCCAAAUUCACCAGCUGCUGGUAGUAGGACAUGGCAUGAAAGAGAUCAAGAUAUGUCUUCUCCUACAAUGAAGAAACCUGAAAAGCCUUUGUUUAGCACUACAUCUCCCCAGGAUUCUUCGCCAAGACUGACUUUCCAGCAUCAUCAUCCAGGAAUCCCAGGAGUUGCACACAGUGUCAUCUCAACUAGAACUCCACCUCCACCUUCACCAUUGCCAUUUCCACCACAAGCUAUUCUGCCUCCUGCCCCAUCUAGCUAUUUCUCUCAUCCAACUAUCCGAUAUCCUCCUCACCUGAAUCCUCAGGAUACUUUGAAGAAUUAUUCUUAUGACCCGUCCAGUCCACAAACAAGCCAGCCUAACAGCAGUGGUCAAGUAGUAGGGAAAAUGCCUGGCCAUUUUACUCCAGUUUUGGCACCCUCUCCCCAUCACAGUGCGGUGAGACCUGUGACCCAGACCAUGACAGACACUAAGCCCAUCACUACAUCCACUGAAGGUGAGGCAUCUUCACCUACAGCAACCACAUAUACAGCUUCAGGCACAUCCCAAGCCAAUCGAUAUGUGGGACUAAGUCCAAGAGACCCUUCCUUCCUACACCAGCAACAGCUGAGGAUUUGUGACUGGACCAUGAAUCAAAACGGCAGGCAUUUAUACCCCAGUGCCAAUGAGGAUACAUUGGGAAUUACUUGGCAAAGUCCUGGUACCUGGGCUAGCUUGGUCCCCUUUCAAGUAUCAAAUAGGACAUCAAUCCUGCCCACAAAUGUCCAAAAUUAUGGUUUGAACAUAAUUGGAGAGCCUUUUCUUCAAGCAGAAACAAGCAACUGAGGGAGAUUGAAACUGAACAAAUACUAUAAAAGAAAGGAAGAUGGGACAAAAAGCAAAGAAGAAACUGAAGAAAGAAGAAACAUAAACCAGCAAUUGCAGCACUUACAAUCAUUAAUUCCCUUAAGAUUGAAACGCUAAUGGCAAAAUCAACAGCAACAACAAAAACGGGAUGGGGGAGAGGAUCGAUGAUAUUUCACUGAUGAGUGGAAAGAUGCUCCUCCUGAAUAGCCUUUGUCUAUGAAAUCCACUGGGAAAUAGAUGUUCUGUCUCUGACAAUAUAUUUUAACUGACUUUCUAGAUGCCUUAAUAUUUGCAUGAUAAGCUAGUUUAUUGGUUUAGUAUUCUUGUUGUUUACGCAUGGGAUCACUAUUCCUAGUUAGCUCUCAAAACAAAGGCUAGGAGGCAUCCACAGAACUGCAGGAGAAGGAGGGCCAGAAGCCAUUUUUUUCUCAGCAGUCUGAUUCUAGAAGAUUUUUCAAAGAAAAAGAACAAAUUCAGCUUUUAGUUGUCAACCCCAAUUUAUUUAACUUAGGCCCUUAACCCAGUCUUUUCUUAGUGUGUUACCCAGUUUAAAUUUUUCAGGAAGUCAUUUAAAUAAGCAGGCAUUAUAUAAAAUCAAUGCCUUACUUUGGGUAAAAGAAAGUGUUACCUUCUCAAAAGACAGUUUAAAAAACCUGAGGAAGACACUAAAAAUAAUUCCCCAUGCUAAUGAAAACACUUAGAGGCAAGUGCAAUUUAAAAACUGUAUCUAAAGGGGAUAAUAGUUAUAAGUCCUUUAGCCCUUGGACUCUAAAUUGAGGGGAUUAAAAGACAAGAUGAAUUUCAAAAGUAUUUCGAACAAAUGUAUUUUUCCCUCACUUUUGAAAGGGGGGGGUCAUUAAAAGGCAUUAACUAAAUCAAGACAAAUCAUUUACUUGAGAAAAAAAUUAAUUGAAACACAGCACUUACAUUGAUUUAGCUUCUGCCUCCUUUGAGGUAUCUUAUUUAUUUAAAGUUACUGGUUGGAUCAAGAACCCAUAAAUAAUGGAAAAGGUUCUAUAGAACCUUCAUGACAGAGACUGAGAGAGGUAAAUCCAUGUCACAGGGGCAUAGCUUCCGGUUUACAAAUGGGAAUGACAGGUGGUUGGGUUGUGGGAAGGGGAACUGAAAUAUAUUUUUUAAAAAUGCACUCUUGAAAAAGCCUAAAGACAGGGUGCUGAAAACUUGCAUGGUGCUCUCAGAAAUUAGCCUUGUUUGACAGAUUUCUCAUAUACACAAUAUUGUGCAUGGGCAGAUACAUUUUGCCUCUAUGUCUCUAUAAAAGAAUAAUUAAAACUACUCUAUCCAGUAAUCUAAUUUGCACGAAGUUAUAAUGUCCACAUAACGUGCCUUGCCUUGAAAUCUAAAAAGUGACAUCACUACACUUGUUUUGCUGCAUUUAUUAUCAUUUUAAAUCUGUACCAUUUUUAUGACAAAAUAUUUUGUACUCCAGAUGGGAAAACAACAACAAAAAGUGACAUCAUGGAUUUUUUAAGCAGUUAUAACUUUAUCUCACAUUUAUAAAGCAUAUCAUGGCUGUGUAUAGUUGCCGCUUAAAAAUUGUAAUCGACCAGCAAUAUUUUCAGUAUUUUGGUGUUUUUUCUAUUAAUCUUUCAUGUUUUUCAUCUUCCAAUUAAUAUUGGGGGGAGGGGAUUCAAAUUUAUACGACUUAUGCAAUACCAAGUUUUGCCUAUGUAGGUAGUGCUUUUAGCUGUAUUGGUUAUUAUAGGUAAGUACACAGAUUUAAAAGACAAAAGAUUAAUGUAUGCUUUUUUGUUUGUUUGUUUUAAUUGACCAAAGUGGGUACUGCUAUUUUUGCAGUUUGAUGAGGUCCUUUUUGUGUACUAAGAGAUGGACAGGGGAUUUUUUUUUAAAACUACGUACGUAUAUCUAUAUAGUCUGGGGUGGGCGGGGAGGAUUUUUAACACUUGACAGUGUAGCUGUGAAGCAGAGCACCAUUGGCUGGGUGAGGGCUACAAAGCGACUCUUCUUCCUACUGUGAUCUAAAAAAAAUCAAAAAGGUGUUUUCUUUUAAACUUCCCACCUGGGGUGCAAGCUGAAAUCAUUUCUGGUUUGAAAACAGUAAUAGUAAUAAUGAAAAUGAAAAAUAAAUAAUAAUGGAUUUUAUUGGAGGCGGACCUGACUUGAGAAAAUUAACUCCUUUUUAAAAAAAUUAAGAUCUCAAGACCCACAGAGAUCAAAAGCCCUGUAAAAUUUUGCAAGUUAUAUAUCCAUCAUAUAAAAGCCUAUUUUGAGAUUUUAAAAUCACAUAGUAUAUACUGCCAAAACACUGGUCUUCCCAAGACACUAACUGUAUGCUAAGUAUUGAAUUGGAUUCAGUAUUUUCUGAGAAUGGAGGCAUCUCCAGUUGGAAUUCCAUGAAAUACAUUUCUUUGGGCAAGAAGGGAGAUCCCCCCCCCCUUUCUGCACCCCCAGCAUUACUGACUUCUAUUGUCAGAGGUCAGGUAGGAAUACGGGACUGGACCAAUCAGUGGCUAAUCUGCCAGUGGAAUGUUCUGCUGGAUCAGACCCCUUCUGUAGCCUUUCUCCCAUAUACCAUGCUACUGUAUUUCAGUACAAAUCGCCAGGCACAAAAUGCACAUGUACCAUGUGUGUGUGGACUAUUUGGUUACAUAUUAAAAUGAGUAGUAUAGAAAACAGCCAGCUUUGAUUGCUUAAUCAUUCCCUGCCUAGAGCAAGGGUGAUUAUAUGUGAUCAUAUCCCUCCUGGGCAAAACUACCACUGUUAAUUUAAUUUCCACACUGCAUUUCUAAUACUGGCAAGAAUGCAAAGUAGUCCAUCUUAUAUUUGUGUUCUUACAAAAGGUAGCUCUUUUUUAAAUAAUUACUUGUAAAGAUCUCUUUGAUUAGGGAAAAAUGGAAAUGAAUAAAUGAUUCAGCCUGACGUUCUGUUUUUAAAAAUAACACUUUAUGUAGACACAGUGCAUUUGUUUGUAUUAUGAUUAAGAUAACACCCAUCACUUGUAAUGUGCACCAACAGUGGAAGAAAAUCAACCAACAUAAUCCCAUGCUGUCUUCCCCCUUUCCAGGAGAUAGAAAUGAAUAUAUGUACAAGUCCAGUAUUAGUGUUCACAGCUGGCAUGGAUGUAGUUAUUUUGUCCUUGGUAUAUGUACUGAAAAUAUAAACUGAAACCCAAGGAAGUGGUCAGUCUAUGUGUAUACUGAUGCACAAUUUUGAUUUGCCUUUAGUUUCAGCAGAUGUAAAUUGACAGGCAAUUAAUACACUUUUAUAACAUUAAGAACUGUUUAAAAUAUUUCUUUAUAAUCUGCUAUUUUCAAACAGCUAUGCAAAAAGGAUGCAAAUUACAACAGGGUACAAUUUCCCUUCAAAUGGGUUCUUGCUGAAAAACAUUGUACAUUGCCAUGAGUCACAUGUGUGGCAAUAUAUAUAAAUAAAGUAAAAUAAUAAAAUUAUUUUGAAGAAGAGUAUUCUAAAACAUUGACAAUGAGCUAGAGAAAAUACUUUUAGAUACUCUUUCCAAAUUAUUCAUGUGAACCAUGGCUUCUCACCUUUUUAUCAGAGCAGUAGAAAAGCAUCUAGCUAAGCAGUGCUUAGGGUUGCCAUAAAAUGCAUAAUAAAUAAAAAUAAUCCUGAUGUCCUGUUUCAACCGUGGCCCUUCAUACUAGGGGCUACAUCUCAACCAAUUUCCACCGGAAUUGCCACUGAAUUAACUGGCAUUUUACCUGUUGCAGCCUUUAAAAGGGUGCUGAGAAUCCCAGAUGCUGAAAGAAAGUCAUUCUCUACAGCUAUCUUUCAGAUUCCACUUGCACCAAUAGAAUACCUUUUGAGGAAAAUUGCUUCUGUAAAGUCUAAGGGCAGUUGCAAAGCUGUAGGAUUUUGUUGGUAAGGUUUGUAUUUAGCUAAAGUAAGAAUGAAACCAACUAUAUGUUGGCUCUUUUUUUCUGAGCCCCUUUGUAAGUGAAUUAAUUCACUAAAUAUAUGGCUGUUGGGAAGAACCAAAAUGUACAAACAGGUCUCACUGAGAGUCCCUUAGCUGGUGGCCCAUAAAAUCAUGCACUGUUCUUUCGGUUUAUCUCUUAAUGACCACCAUGUAUGAAUGGUGUCAUUAAAAAUGACUGGAGAGCUAUAGUCUUUUAUCUCUCCAGCCCAAUAAUUUCUUCCAUUUAGGACACUGAAACCAAGAUUAAUUCAGACUUUAAAGUGCAAUAGUUUAAUGGACAAGCAGAACUUGACAGAGAAUAGUUGCAACUAAACUUCAUAAUACUUCUGGUGUAAUGAAUACAUCAAAUGGAUGUAUUUUUAAAAAAAAAUUAUAAAAGGCUACCUUGCUCUUUUAGAUCCACUUUUUUGACCUUGAAUUGCUUGGUCAUUUGGACCAUCCUCCUGACAAAACUUUCAGGAUAAUGUUCUCUGUGGGUUUUCCUGCCUCCCUUUGUAAUAUAAAGAUCCACCAUAUCCACAUCUUCUACACUUUUCUCAGCGCAAAACAAAGUGUUGCAAGCUCAAAUCUAAUCUAAACCUCCUCCUUGAUCAGGAAGUAUCUUCUGACAAAAUCAAGCCACCCCGUUCUAUGUGCACUGUUCUGCCUUUUUUCAGUUGCUUUGCAGCCUUGACCUCUUGGCAGUGCCACUGAAGUGUGUUUUCCCCUAGAAUGACAUGAACAUUCGAGGCUUGACUAAGGAAAAAAAGGCAGUGAAGGAGACUGUACAUAGACAUGGCAAAAUAUUAAAUAUAGCAAUAUAGUUGUGUGUUCAGGUGGGCAGCUCCAUUUAUAAUAUGUGAAUGAACCUGUGAAGCUGCAAUUAGAGAAGAACAGAGGAUCUUCUUAAUGGACCCACCUAUCGUGUAGACAGUAAUUUGUACACUGUAUAGUUUUGUUAAGAUUUUUUUUUAAAGCACCCUCGUUUGUAAAGCUAAUUUUUAGCAAUUAUAAUGGAAAUGUAUGUCAUUUCCACUUUUAACGUAAACAAGAAUCUUCCUUGUUUGGAAACUGGACUUGGGUUAAAACUCUCCAGUUUCUUAAUUUAUGUAUUAAAGCAAACAAAAAAAAAAACCUGUCCAUGUUACAAGAUAUUUCACUAUGCUUGAAAAGCAUAGGUUACUGAUCCUUUUAAAAGAAAUUGUAAAUGGAGAAAAGUUAUAUUUUAUGAAGGUUAUUUUGUUGUAUUUAGUAUUGGAAAGUUGGGUUUUGGAGCAUUUCAGAAUGUUGGAAGCACCACUGUCUUUUUUUAUUAGUAUAUAUGGCCUUUAGCAAAAAUGUUGUGAUUAUUACAUGAUGGUAUUUAAGAGCAGGUUCACAGAGCAUCCAGGAGUGAAUUUCAGUGGAAAAAAAAUGAAAACAGUACUUAUGUCUCAUAUAGCGGUGUCCUCAGGGAGCAAAAAUUUGGAUUUGCAAUUAGGAGCUUCGUAAGGACUUACUGAAUGAGAUUGCACAAGGAUAUACUGAGCUUUGUCAACUGUGUGUGUCCUGUAUCUAAAACAUUCUAAAUUUUGUAUACUAUGUGAGAUUGUGAAGGCUGCAUCCCACAUUGAUAUACAGUAUUCACCCUUGAAAAAAAUCUAUAUCAUUGCUGGCAGUAAUGCCUCAAGCAUUACAUUGACUCUAGUUUACAUGUUCCUGUCAAGGUCUUUUGUUAACAUUUACCAGCUGCAUGCUUCCUAGGCUCUUAUUUUUUUAUUGGAUUUCUAUGAAAGAUGCUAAACAAAAAACAAUGCAGGCAAAUCAUGUUGAACAGUGAAAGCUCAAAAUUGAAUGUCCUACUCCAUGCUGAAGGAGCUGAAACCUGCCUCCUUCAUAUUUGCACUUUCUGAGAGUUCCCCUGUUUUUCUAUCUCAUCAAAAUGGGGUGGGUGUGUUGGAGCCCCACAGUUGGAGGAUAACACGGACCACUGGGUUUGCCCUUUGACCCGGCACAAUGACCUUUGCAUCAGCCAAACGUAUUGCCAUGACAACUCUUGUACUGUUUCCAUGCCACAGCUCUAUUGGUCACAUUUGUUAAUAGCAAAGGGGGCAAAGUAGGAGGCGGUCAAUUUAUACAUUUUUGUUGCAAUUUUUUUUCCCUCAAUGGUUGUAAGUAGUUUUUUUAUAUAUAUAAUAAAAGGGUUCACUAGUUAUUACUCCUUAGGAUUAUCUGUGUGUUGCAAUUAAAAUGUAUGUUGACUUUGUGAAAAGGGCUUCAGUGGCACUAGCCACCCCCCACGCUCAUCCAAGCCUUCGUUGCUUUCAGCGCUCAAUCCCGUUCCAGGAAGAACCGAAACAGAUGCAGCAAAAAGUACGCGGAAAGCAGCGAGGGCCAGUGGCACUGAAGCCAGUCUUUGUAUUACUGUAUUUUUGACAGAAUGGUUUUGAAAACUGUGCUACAGGGACUGAUGUGGCAGAUGUGUAUCUAUAUGCAGAAGGACUUUUUUUUAAAUAAAAAAGAAGUAUGGCUUAUUAUGCAUUCUUCAUAGAGGGCAUUGAAGUUGCAUGGACUAAUGAAAAGUUGAUGCAAAAUGAGAGCGAGAAAGAGACAAAAAAAAAAAAACCAGCAAAAAAAUGUUUACCAAAAAGAAAAAAAAAAGUGAGAGAAAUUUUAAAAAAUGACCAGUGCCUGUUCAGUUUCACAGUCUCUGUUGAGUUCAGUUGUAAAUAUGUUUCAGAUAACAUUUACUUCAAAAAAAAUUUUAAAAAUAGAAACUACAACAUUGUAGAAUGUGAGGGGUAACUCCAUCCCAGGCUUAGGCUUCUCAAGAGCUACAUUAGAUUAUGUCUUCAUCAAGCUGUUAAUUUGUGCUUAUAUCAUAUAGGACUUUAGUGCACUGGGAAGAAGCACCCCAAUCUCAAUGAUAAUUCUCUAAGAACAAUUUUUGUAGGGCUGUGUGUUUCUUUAGAUACAUUUAGUGCAACUGUAGGUGACAAGUAGUCAGUUAUUGCUUGCUAGCUACACACCAGGGUUGAUCCAUUUUAAAACUUCUGGCAUUGCCUACCCUUCUCCGCUUCUCCCCAGAGCCAGAGGUCCCCAGUAUGUUAGAUGUACUUCCGUUUGGUUUGUUUUUAAACGCAUGCGGAAUUUUGGUGUAAUGAUAAAUUUACCCAUAGGAUGCAUGUAUACUCUGCAGUUUUCACUUUUACAAUUUGGGGCCUCAGGCAACCAAACUCUUUGGGGCCAGAAGGUUUGUAACUAAGGGUUCUGGGGAGAACAGCUCUGCUUAUUUGCAGGACAGUCGUGUUCUUUGGAGUACUUUUCAUUAGGUUACAAAGCUCAGCUGCCACAAGUUUUAAACUGGUGUAAAUCAAGCUUGAGUUAAUGUGAUUUACUGUUAUAUCCAGCCUAUACUGCUAGCAGCUGCUCAUACUGCAGUCAAUUACUGGAAGCAGAUAUAUUUCCUAUGCAAAACUGUUUAAACAAUAAAAUGAGCUAUGCUACA
Messenger RNA from Candoia aspera, 9883 nucleotides. It is a transcript of the gene NFIB, whose product is annotated as nuclear factor I B. Lineage: Eukaryota; Metazoa; Chordata; Lepidosauria; Squamata; Candoiidae. The transcript has 12 exons. The record is from RefSeq and is a predicted model, not a curated record. Gene Ontology annotation, biological process: regulation of transcription by RNA polymerase II. Gene Ontology annotation, cellular component: nucleus. The coding region runs from base 780 to 2477 and encodes 565 amino acids. Gene Ontology annotation, molecular function: DNA-binding transcription factor activity, RNA polymerase II-specific; RNA polymerase II cis-regulatory region sequence-specific DNA binding.